This is a messenger RNA of Pocillopora meandrina, 1102 nucleotides long. The record is from the annotation of a GenBank genome assembly. Lineage: Eukaryota; Metazoa; Cnidaria; Anthozoa; Scleractinia; Pocilloporidae.
AUGCGGCAUUACAGAACCAUUGAUGAAAAAUUUCACAACUGGAGAAGUAAAACCGAAAAAGAAGCAUACCUAACAGCAUUUUCCUCAAUGAACUGGAAUGAGGGCAAAGUAAUUAGUAAAGAAGGGAAAGAAGAUCACUCUGACGAAGGGCUAACGCUCGAAACGUCAGCUUUUUUACCCUUUACGGUGGCUAAUUUACGUUUUCAACCCAGUUUGUCAAAAGAAGGAAACGAAGAUCAACGAAGGGCUAACGCUCGAAAAGCUUUAAAGAUUAAAGAUUUUUUUUUACCUAAAAGUUUAAGCAAAACUGAAAGGAUUUUACGGUGGCUAAUUUACGUUUUCAACCCAGUUGUUAACACUAAAUUACCUUGAAUAAAAGACAGGCCUGGCAGCUGGUCAACGAGUGAUCUUCUUUCCCUUCUUUACUAAUUACUUUCGUCAGAGCGAUCAAUCGCUCUGACGAAGGGCUAACGCUCGAAACGUCAGCUUUUUUACCCUUUACGGUGGCUGAUUUACGUUUUCAACCCAGUUGUUAACACUAAAUUACCUGCUAUACUCUCCCACCGACGCAGCACCACAGUUUCUUUAGAAACUUACCCCUUUAUUCAUUUGUCUUUUAUUCAACUCUUAAUUACAAUCUACCUUCCCUAUAAGCAAGUUUUGCAGAGGGGCUAGGAAAGGACCUCUGACUGAACUUAACACAAAUGUCAAGAGACAAUGUCAGAGAGAACCUAAGGUCACAAAAAGGAAAUUAAAAAGCAUUGGGGAAGCAAUCUAUGCCACUUACAAUGAAAAAUGCCAGGAAAACUUUCAAAAAUCACUUAGUGACAUUCUAGUGCUUGUCCCUGAAGCUGGUCUUCAAAAAAAGCCUUCACCUGCUGAAAAGAAAAAAAUGAAGAGGAAUGAGCAAAGGCAAACAAAAAAAGAACUAGAGACCAAAAUGACAGUGCUGUUCACCUUAGCCUUCAUCAGUAUUACAGUUCAAGACAAGUCCAAAGAAUGGCCCUGUCCUUUGAAACCUUUGAAGAGGCCAAGGAGAGAGCAAAAACGACCCCACCAAAGAUCAGGGAACGAUCCCACACAGCUUCACCUGCUAACAUAG